Molecule: messenger RNA, 1743 nt
Organism: Recurvomyces mirabilis
Lineage: Eukaryota; Fungi; Ascomycota; Dothideomycetes; Mycosphaerellales; Teratosphaeriaceae
Gene: DPH2
Product: Diphthamide biosynthesis protein 2
Exons: 1
Coding region: 1-1743 (580 amino acids)
Biological process (GO): protein histidyl modification to diphthamide
Molecular function (GO): 2-(3-amino-3-carboxypropyl)histidine synthase activity
Source: RefSeq, a predicted model, not a curated record
AUGGCUGGAUCAGGGCCCGUCCUGUCAACGCCUGCUGAGCAUGUCUUCGAGGAUCCGACACCUCUGGUACCGGUCCCAAAGGCCAGAUUAACCGAUGAGCAAGUUUAUCUGCAGUAUGAGGUCCGGCGGACUGUGCAAGAAAUCAGAGAAGGACGAUGGAAGAGGAUUGCUUUGCAGUUCCCAGACGAGAUGCUAGUCGAUGCUCCACGGGUCUACGAGAGACUUCGCGAAGGAUUGAGAUAUGCAAGGCUCAAUGCUCGACAGAGGGUCCCUCACAGCGUCGACACUCUCGCCAAUGAUCUCAGUUCGACCACGAUUGAUAAAACCAUUGAUGGCAAUCAAGACUGGGCAAAUCUGGCGGAGUCAACUGCUUCAAACGAAGAAAAGCUUACAAUCCUGGCCGACACUUCCUACGGUGCCUGUUGUGUCGACGAAGUUGCCGCCGAGCACGUCGAUGCUGAUGUGCUUGUCCACUACGGUCGAUCUUGUCUAUCACCAACGGCUCGGCUACCUGUGAUAUAUGUCUACACUUCGAAGCUCCUUGAUCUUGAUGCUACGAUAGCGAUCUUCAAGCAGCUCUAUCCCAAUCAGGCCGAGAGAGUAUGCCUGGUUGCCGACAUACCAUUUGACCAUCACAUCUCCACGCUGGCCGAACGACUGCAGUCCGAAGGAUAUAUCCAUGUCUUUCCGACUGAGAUUAUUCACGAUCCUGCAUCGCUCAUACCAAAUCGCACUGUACCGUCAGAAGCCAUGAAUGAUCCAGACAAGUUAAGAGAAUACUCCAUAUUCCAUGUCUCUACUCCACCCAGCUCUCUUCUGCUUAUCCUCUCUUCCCGUGUCAAGGCUACACAUAUCUUACCCACGGAUACAAGCUCCCCCGAAACUCUCGAAGCAACGACACAGCCACUUCUUCGCCGUCGCUAUGCCUUGGUAACCAGGCUAGCCAGCGCAGGAAUCUUUGGCAUCCUUAUCAAUACACUUUCCGUGAAGAACUACAUGACCGCCCUUUCACACUGCCAGGAACUGAUCAGGAAUGCUGGGAAGAAGUCUUAUGUCUUUGUGGUUGGCAAGGUGAACGCCGCCAAGAUUGCGAACUUCAGCGAGAUCGAUGGGUGGGUGGUCAUUGGUUGUUGGGAGAGCAGUCUGAUUGAAAGCAAGGAAUUUUACAGGCCGAUUAUUACGCCUUUUGAACUUGAGGUGGCGUUACAGAGUGAUGAUACUAGAAGGUGGGGAAGUGAGUGGGUUGGCGAUUUUGGAACUUUGCUAGGCAGGGAGAAAAAUGCCAAUGGAGGCGGUGCACAGGUCGACGGCUCGGGGAGCCACGGAGAUGAGGUGACUGCCGGAAACACGACAGGCGACUGGGAUGAACAAGAAUCAGAUGACGAGCCACCAGAAUUCGACCUUCGCACUGGGCGCUACGUCUCCAAUUCUCGACCACUGGGCCGUGUCAAACCUGCUUUGACGAACAGCAAUACCACCGGCAACGGUUUUACAAGGUUCACAGCACCACCAAGCUCUGCACUAGUUCAAAGAGCAAAGGGCGAUAUCGCAACAGUCAACGGAGCCGUCUCACCAGCAGCAGAGUUCUUGCGUUCGGAGAGGACUUGGCAAGGCUUGGGAAGUGAUUUUGAGAUUGCCUACGAGCGAGAUGAUGAAGGGAAGAUUCAAGGUGCAGCGAUCGAGGAGGGCAGAGGUGGGGUGGCGAAGGGGUAUGCUGUUGGUGAGGAUGAGACUAAGACAUGA